CACAGUGUUGAAAUCAGCCUAUUGACCAGUUGAUCUCCUACGAAAAAUGAAGGUACUCUUUGUCGUCCUUUUGCUGGCCUAUGAAUACGCCCAUGCAGCCAACCACUACUGCUCCAUCUGCAACGCGAAAGUUUCGCUGGGAGCAGGUCUGACGGACGACUGCUUCCUAAAGCCUGUGCUAAGUGACUGCAAGGCUGACGAACAUGGAUGCUACGCCUCACUGAAGAUCAACACUGCUGCCAAGACCAUGGAGUUCAAGAGGUCAUGCACGGCAGAGGGCAAGGAGUUGGGUCAGAGCAGUGUCAAUGGUGAUGAAAUCCUCAUGGAGAGGUUCUUCAGCGAAUACGGAAGCAACUGCGACAACGGUGAGAUCCUCUUCAGCCACAACAGCCUGUCCGGAGCUCAGCUGGCCACAUUCAAGGAUGCCGUCAAGAACUGGGAACGCCCGGAAUGCGACUUCACCGGCAGAAUUUAAGAAGGAUUAUGAAAAUAUGAUUUCAUUUCAAUUACAAAAUCUAUUUGUUCCAUCUCCUCAAUAAAUUUCAUUAAUUUAAAAA
Helobdella robusta is the source of this 557-nucleotide messenger RNA. RefSeq lists its product as hypothetical. The transcript is spliced from 4 exons. Lineage: Eukaryota; Metazoa; Annelida; Clitellata; Rhynchobdellida; Glossiphoniidae. The coding region runs from base 47 to 475 and encodes 142 amino acids. The record is from RefSeq and is a predicted model, not a curated record.